Molecule: messenger RNA, 2319 nt
Organism: [Candida] anglica
Lineage: Eukaryota; Fungi; Ascomycota; Pichiomycetes; Serinales; Debaryomycetaceae
Source: the annotation of a GenBank genome assembly
AUGUCCACGAAUACGCUGACCGCCUCGGGCGGUGGAGACACGGUGGCGCUGCUUGUAGAGAAAUUGAGUGCUGCCAGUGACAGCGGCGUUGCCCUUUCGUCGGAAGUACAAAUAAUUCUCAAUGAGCUUGCCGCGAAGUGUGCCGGCGCUGAAGAUGACGAGGAUGAAGAUGGCGGCACACACACGCGGGCUAUCCGCGGCCCGGGCCUUGACCUGGGGGAAUUCAACUCCUUGGUGACAUUGGUGUUGGAAGGCAAUUUGUCGUUGUCGCAAAAAUUGUUUAUAGUGAAAAGAAUCUUUUUGUCCGAGGAGAUUGGCCGUGACGGAUGUCCCGGUGCGACUUUGCAAAUGACCCCAACGAUGGCGUUGCGAGUUUUGGGGGGCGUGGGGAAACCCAUGCGGAAGGGCACGACCUGGCACAAGGGCGUGCCCAUCACGCUCCAGACGGUACUCCUACACUGGCUCGUCAGCAGUGUUCACUUGAUUGAGGACCAAAGUCGGUUCCUCGGUCGUAGCUUGUCGUUGUUGUACGGACUCUUGGUGUACGAGUUCCUGCGGCCGUACGUGGUCCAGCUCAUCUUCUUGGCGGUCAGAAGGGACGCCACGCGAGUGAAACGAUGGCAGGUGCAACUUGUCAUGGACUUGUGGGUCCGUUUCCCCACCGACGUUCUGUUGCGUGGGUUGGUGGCGAUGUACCGCUGGAUCGGCAUCGACACGCGUCCGUGGCGGGAAGCCAUCCGGGGGUUAGUCAUCGGAAACGUUUCGGCUGUGUUUGACUACCCGCUCAUAGCGGACAUCAAGAGGCUCAACGACGACAAACUGCCAUUGGCAGCCAACCUCAGACUCUACCAUGAGUUCCAAAUUAGCAAGGCCGCGGGUAACAAGAAUGUUUUUAGAGGCCUCGAUGGCUCCAAACGGAGACGGCUUGAGAUUAGCGUGGUGACCGAGAUCUUGGACGAGGAGUCCACCACUAACCAGAAUAGUAGCCACGUGGCGAUGGGCGACUCCCUGAUCAUCCAGACCAUAAGCUCCAACACUGCCGUGUUCAACCCACUGAGCAUCUUCUACAACGACAGCUCGGCCAUCUCCACUACCAAGGACAAGGUUUUCCAUUUACUUAUGGCAGGGACGUUUGACAACUACGCCAACAUCGACUGCUACCUCCGGCUCACGUUGCUUGACGCCAACUCCUCGCACGAUGACUUAUCAGUUCUCGUGGUGAAAGUGGCAGACUUCCUUGCCCAUGGAGCUCCUCUAGACAGACUCCCAGUGGUGACAGACUUCAUUUUGGGCAAGAUCCGGCCCGAUUUACUUCUGUUGCGGCUUCAAUUGUUGAGGUAUUUGCCCCCACAGAGCUGUUCCAUUGAAAGCUUGAAGGAAUAUUUGCUCGACCCGAUCAUUACCAUCAUCAAGAGCCAGAGCCUGAACCAGAGCCCUGACUUCUCCACGUUCCGCCAGCUCUGCUACGAGUUGUCCAACAUGUUUGCCUACUGGUACUCCCAAGAACAUUCGCAGACCGAUCUGGCAGAUCUGGCCCACAAUAGCAACUCACUGUCCAUUUUCCAAAUCAUCGAUGCAACACUCCCCAUCAUCUACUCACUCUAUACAAGUCUUGUUCUCCGCCGUGGGAUAACCCUGUUUGCCUUGGACAUGCUGAUUCUUCCCAUUCUUCUGUUUGUUCAACUGCUCUGUCCAGAGCAUCUCAACGUGCUCUCACCGCUGACAGUGGCCCUCCCGCCGGUCAUGGUGCACCACAUGGUUCUCAACAACAGCCCGCUCGUGGUAUCUGCAGUGUGUGGCUACGUCUCAUUCGAGAAGGCAUUCAACUUUGCCCUGGCCCUGGAGUUGGAGUACCGGCGACUCCACAACGGGUAUCUCAUGGACAUACUCAAUUUCCUUUGGAGAGACCGAUGUCUCAAAGACCAGCAGUCCGCGCUGCUGCCCAACCGGGCAAUGCACUUCCCGCUGAAAUACGUGGCGCAAUUACAAUCGCUCAGUGUCUUCGACUACUCCGACAUGAUCCAAUUCGAGUCCAUGGGGAGCAUUUUCAACAAUCCGGCAUGGGCGUAUCUCACCACCGAGAUCGUUCGACAACUCGAGGACGACGCCGAAGUGAGUGUUCGUCAUGCGGGGCCACCGACCGAACACAGUGUCAACUCCUUAAUUGAAGACCAGGGGUCGUCGUGGCUCCCGGAAAUGACCUACCUCAAACUAAAAGUGGCGGUGCUCCGGAAGUUGGACGAUCAAGGAUUCAAAGGUUUGGUGGAUAUCAACUUCUCUUCGAUCAAGAGCUUACAAGGAACAAGACACCUUCGAUAG